Molecule: messenger RNA, 2005 nt
Organism: Exophiala oligosperma
Lineage: Eukaryota; Fungi; Ascomycota; Eurotiomycetes; Chaetothyriales; Herpotrichiellaceae
Exons: 4
Coding region: 6-1922 (638 amino acids)
Biological process (GO): regulation of DNA-templated transcription
Cellular component (GO): nucleus
Molecular function (GO): DNA-binding transcription factor activity, RNA polymerase II-specific; transcription cis-regulatory region binding; zinc ion binding
Source: RefSeq, a predicted model, not a curated record
CUCUGAUGAUGGCAGAUGAGACUCUGGCAAAAGAUGUUGUCACAACAGGAAAGAAGAGAAUCCCAAAAGCCUGUGGCUCGUGUCGUGCUUCUAAGGUGCGAUGUAGUGGGCAGCAUCCUUGCUCUCGCUGUCAACUACUGAAGAGGGUCUGCAUCUUUGUCAAACGACCUCAAGAUCCCAAUGAGCUGAAGUUCGAAAGUCUUCAGCACGAGCUUCAGCUAUUGAAACAAAGGCUGGACAAUCAGCAGAAUGCAUCGCAUACACUACCAGGCAGUGAUGGCUCUCCUUCGAAUUCUCUCGAUUUCAGAACAACGGCUUCCGGCCAAAGUCCAGCUUUACAACACAAUCUACCUUCGCUAUCACGCAAACGCACCCGAACUCAUUUCGAGGUUGAAGACGGUUCCGUGCCGAAUUUCAUUGCCAAAGGGCUUGUCAGCACAGACCAAGCAGAACUCUUCUUCAAGGCCUUCUUCCAGGGCUGUGACCGUUUCGUAACCAUCUUUGAUCCUUUGCAUGACUCCUUUCAGUCAAUUGAGGCUAGAAGCUCCUUCCUACUCGACUCCAUAAUAACGGUCGGAUCUUCCGUGAUUGAUGAUACAAACCCUUCAUUGUCUGCUAUGCUGCAAUUUCAGCUCAAGAAGAUGGUAAAUCUCGUCAUUAUCAACCAGGAUCAUGCCUGUCUGGAGACUGUUCAGGCUCUCUUGGUCAUAGCCUGCUAUUCCGCGGAGCGCUCGUUGAUCUUGGCAUUCGCCACAAGAAUGGCGAUCGACAUUGGCCUGCCUGACGCCUACGAGGAGCUGACGAAGAGACUGGUAAAUACAGACACGGCAAAUAUCUCGAGAGACUUGAGCUUAGACAACGCUGCACUCAUGAGACGAACCAGGGCCUGGUUUCAAUUGAUGGUGCUGGAACAAAUUCUCCGGGUAGAUGCGGGCAACCUUCGGGCGUUUCAGCUUCGGGGCAAAGCAAGAAGAUGUCGUGUGCUCUUGAACCAGCCUUUCUCGACAAUCCUGGAUCUUCGGCUCCUGUCUCAGGUGGAACUGAACGCACUUCGCGCCAAAUUCCAUGACUCUUUGUCGAUGUGCGAGACGGGCGACACUGACGAAGUGACGUCGAUAGUUCGAGACGCGCAAAUAGACAUCGACAUCUGGCUUGACGAUUGGCAGAGCAUUAUGAAGCGCUUAACAGUCGCUGAAACACCCGUUCUUCUCCUCAACUUGGAAGUUCAACAGUACUGGUCGAAGGUCGUGGUGCUGUGUCGAGCGAUCCGCGUUCUGGGUAUCGAAAACAUUACUGAGAUGUCUGACAGUCAAAAGCACCUCUUGUCAACAGCGAAAGUUUGCCUCAAGAAACACUUACGUGUCAUCCUCGACCAGCCGCAGAAUUACCUAGCUCAUUUUCGCUACGCGAUGGACUUCGUGUGGGCCAAGGCCGCAUAUUGUUUCUUGUUAUUGCUCAAGCUGACGCGAUUGUUACCAGAGGACGAUGCUUCUUCUAACCUUCAGCUCUUGAACGAUGGUUACGUUCUGCUGGAUCAGCUCAACAAGGCUGGCGGUGGGUCGUCCAGCGGUGGUGGGAGAAGUCAAACCAGCAAAAUGUACCUCCAGGUGCUACAGACGAGCGUCCAGAAAUUUGCCCGAGCCGUCCAAGAAGAUCGACUGAACGCUGAGGUACUUCCUGUCGAACAACCCUCGAUGGCCGUGACUGACAUCCAGUCGCCGUUUAACUUCUUCUGGAGCGGUGGCAACCAAAAUUCCCAACACGAGAUCGACUCCUUCGUCCCCGAACAAUUUGUGUUUGAGUGGGAUUUUCCUGGACUGACGCUCUUCUCCUCAUCUGGAAGAGGAGACAGCUCCCUAGAGAAUUUCUUCUUGGGCCCCAACUUUGAAACAGAUGCUUGGUUUCUAGGCGCGCCUGGAUAGCCGUCGCUCACAUCUGUUCACAUCAUAGACCAGGUAGAGCAAAUUGCCAACGAGGAUGCAACUUCCGAGAUAUGGUUUCCAAG